Messenger RNA from Fusarium tjaetaba, 1740 nucleotides. RefSeq names its product heterokaryon incompatibility protein het-E-1. The record is from RefSeq and is a predicted model, not a curated record. The transcript has a single exon. The coding region runs from base 1 to 1740 and encodes 579 amino acids. NCBI's taxonomy places the organism in Eukaryota, Fungi, Ascomycota, Sordariomycetes, Hypocreales, Nectriaceae.
AUGCGGCUAAUCAACACGCAAACCCUGGAACUCCAUGAGUUCUUCAACGAAAAUACGCCGCCUUAUGCGAUCUUGUCUCAUGUUUGGGGCAACCAGGAAGCUACCUUUCAAGACUGGCAGAACCAUCAGCAAGUCAUAUGGAAGGCUGGAUAUUGGAAGAUACGGGGUGCUUGUAAUGAAGCUCUAAAGUACAGGUUAGAGUGGCUCUGGGUUGAUACGAACUGUAUCGAUAAGAGCAGCUCAGCAGAGUUGUCAGAAGCGAUAAACUCGAUGUUUGCAUACUAUCAGAAGUCAGAAGUCUGCUUUGCCUACCUAGUUGAUGUUCCUACCGCAAAUCAACCCGAGGACGUACUAUAUUCUCAAAUCGCGAGAAGUCGCUGGUUUACUCGAGGCUGGACACUGCAAGAGCUUAUAGCACCCAAAAAUCUGAUCUUUCAUGCUGCUGAUUGGUCCCAAAUUUGCAGAAACGUUGGAUCCCUGACCUUUUUGGUUACACAAAUUACUCAGAUUCGUCAAGAAUAUCUAGACGGUCAAUGGAACAUACACGGUGCUUCUAUCGCAGAGAGGAUGUCUUGGCUAUCAAAGAGGACGACGACGCGAACCGAAGAUAUGGCAUACUGUAUGCUUGGCAUAUUUAAUAUCAAUAUGCCAUUGCUGUAUGGGGAAGGGGAAAGAGCAUUUGUACGCCUUCAGGAAGAGAUCAUGAAGACCAGCAAUGAUCACACUAUUUUCUGCUGGGAGUGGAAUGAGGAUGUCCCAAAGGAUUGGGGUAGUCUUCUUGCUCCAUGGCCAACGACCUUUCAGGCCGCUGGGGAUUUCUGUCCAGCCAUCAGUCACGAAAUCUCAAUCUAUUCCAUGACCAAUGCUGGGCUGUCAAUUCAGUUACCUACCAUGAUCACGUCAAUCAGUACCCACAGGGUUGAUAAUUGGGUCGUUGUGCUGCAAGCUACUUCGAGACGCUUAGGUCAUAUGCCUCGACAAGUUGCAUGCAUCAGGGUAGCGGGUCACAGGAUAGGGGACUUGCUCCACGUCUCGCGUAUCCCAUCCCUCCCUCGACCAAUGACUAUAUCGGAAGUUCGUGUGGGGCAAGUUUCAACUCAAGCCCUUAUUGUGACAAGAAAAUUUCGCCUCCGUGGCGAAGAAGGCCGGAAUAAUGAAUCAAUCCCCGACUUUGAUGAUGAACGAAUACUGCACUUCCUGCCCGUUUUUGCAGGGCACCCUAUCAGAAACAGUCAGAAGCCAAAAUGGCGAUUUGAGCACUUGCAUGGAGAAGAUGUCGGUUUGGACUCAGCAGUAGGCACAAUCACGCUGAAGGUUGACGAGGGAGGUAUUGGGGUCGGUGCAAUCAUGAUGGAAUACGACGACGGACCAUCGUCGAUAGUAUCCAACCUCCUACUUGGUGCCGGCCUGGAAGACGACGCUUACAAUGCUUCAGUUGAGUUUGGUGGACUGUCGAGCAAAGUAACUCACAAUACCUCCAUUCAGCUGCCAUCAGAGAAGAGGCUAUUUCGUCGCUGGAGCAGUGGAUCUGCACCGAACUCUCGCGACAUGGAGGGUAUUUUGCGCCAAUGGACUCAACAAAUCAGGCUUGACAGGUUUACCAGGCCGCUGGUCUCCUACAGUCAAGAGUUUGACCUAACGAUGGUGCUGGAGAGAGCUAUAGAUGUCAUGUGGGGCUCUAGAAGCUGUUAUUUCUUGAUCUUCUAUAAAGGCCACUUUGUCCAAGCUCUCGUUCCUUAG